This is a messenger RNA of Amphibalanus amphitrite, 1697 nucleotides long. Its product is annotated as neuronal acetylcholine receptor subunit alpha-10-like. The coding region runs from base 246 to 1697 and encodes 483 amino acids. Gene Ontology annotation, cellular component: neuron projection; postsynaptic membrane; synapse. Gene Ontology annotation, molecular function: acetylcholine-gated monoatomic cation-selective channel activity; transmembrane signaling receptor activity. Gene Ontology annotation, biological process: chemical synaptic transmission; monoatomic ion transmembrane transport; regulation of membrane potential. The record is from RefSeq and is a predicted model, not a curated record. The transcript has 10 exons. Lineage: Eukaryota; Metazoa; Arthropoda; Thecostraca; Balanomorpha; Balanidae.
ACAGUGUCGAUAACAGGCGGCCGGGGAUCGCGCCGCGGCCAGCACCGCCACCACGCCGCCGACGCCGUGCUGGCUGUUGCGGUGGCGAGGCUCUCUGUCCGGCGUCGGACGCCGCUGGUGUGAGGUGAUGGACGCGCCGCGCCGGUGAUGUGGUACCGGAGUGACCGGCCGGUGUCCGAAGGAGGGAAGGUUUGUCCCCGAGAGGAGGUGCUCCACUGAAGUGGCGACAGCGUCUGCAGCGGACCAUGCGGUGGUUGUCUGUGGUGGCACGGCUGAUCGUGACGCUCUGCUCGAGCUUGAUGGCCAGAGGCCAGAGCGGCGUCCCGUACGACCCGCGGCACAACAACAGCUACGAAAAACGGCUGAUGGACUUCAUCGUGCGCGACUACGACCGCGACGUGCGGCCCGUGUUCAACGCCUCCGACCCGGUCAUCAUCCAGCUGGGCAUCACGCUGACGCAGAUAUUCGACAUGGAUGAGAAGAACCAAGUUUUAACCACAAACGUUUGGCUUGACCAGGAAUGGACGGAUGAGCUUUUGACGUGGGAUCCCAGCCAGUUUGGUAAUAUGAAGGAGCUGAGGGUGCCAUGUGAGAAGAUCUGGUUACCUGACAUCGUCCUUUACAACAAUGCCGACGACUACACACGCGGCUACAUGAACAGCAAGGCGAUGGUCCAUCACAACGGGCGCGUGUUCUGGCCGCCGCCCACCAAGUUUCGGUCCACGUGCGCCGUGGAUGUCACCUACUUCCCGUUCGACGACCAGACGUGCAUCCUCAAACUGGGCAGCUGGACCUACAACGGCUUCCAGGUGGACGUGACCAACCGAACGGAGCAGGUGGACCUCACCAACUACAUCCCCAACGGCGAGUGGGAGCUGCUGGAGGCGCGCAUCAACAGAAACGUCGUCUACUACAGCUGCUGUCCGGAGCCGUUCCCUGACGUCACCAUCACUCUAAUCAUCCGGCGGAAGACGCUGUUCUACAUGUACAACAUCGUGCUGCCGUGCAUGAUGAUGUCGGUGCUGACGCUGCUGGUGUUCUGCAUGCCACCCGAGAGCGGCGAGAAGAUCGGCCUCGGCGUCACGGUGCUGCUCGCCUUCAGCGUGUUCAUGCUGGCCAUCGCCGAGAAGAUGCCAGAGACCUCCGACAGCGUUCCGCUCAUAGGGAUCUACCUGACGGCUGUGAUGGCCAUCACCAGCGUGUCCAUCAUCAUGACCGUGGUGGUGCUGAACCUGCACUACCGCGGGCCCGGCAAAAAGGAGGUGCCCCACUGGAUGCGCCGACUCGUGCUUGGAAGGACGACGUCUCGCAGGCGGCGCUCCGAGUCGAGCUCGCAGAAGUGCGCCGGCUGCUACCGUCGGCGCGGCUUUCCAGGCGGCGACGCGCACCUGGCCGACCACCCGCCGCUGCUGCCGGCCUACAGUCCCGGCAACGGCACCGCCUUCACCGCCGCCAGCGCCGCUUACAGCAAGCCGGAGGCUGUCCGGCUGGCCGUCGACACGCUUCCCGGCGCGCCGCCGCCGGCCGCCGAGCCGGCGCCCGCCAGCGACGCCAGCGACUCGGCCGGCUCGCCGGUGGCGCUGCUGGCCGACCACACGCUCUUCUGGGUGUUCCUGGUCAUCACCACCGUGUCCAGCCUCUUGUUCCUGGUCGUGCUGCCCGUCUACAAGCGCAGCCAGUAUCAGCGGCCCGACUGA